Molecule: messenger RNA, 2085 nt
Organism: Pseudonaja textilis
Lineage: Eukaryota; Metazoa; Chordata; Lepidosauria; Squamata; Elapidae
Source: RefSeq, a predicted model, not a curated record
GAUCUGUAGUCAAACAAGGUUCCGACUUUCGUUUCUUUCUGCUGAGGAAACGGGCCUUUUUCUUUAUUUAUGUAUUUUUAGCGAGAAAGCUUCUUCGGGUAUCUUGCAGUCUCUUUGGCUUGUCCCGCCGUCGGAAAGACUCUUGCGCGUCAAUCCAGCUGUGAAAAGCCGGCCGAGUGGAGUAGGGGAAACGCCUGCGUGCAAAUCUAUUGCAAGCAAUCUGCUGGCAGAGUUCGAAAGCGAAAGUAAACUUUCUCCGUGGAGGAUAGCGACUAUGGCAGAAGAUAAACUUUCAAAAAUAUUUACAAGUGAGACUGAACUACUGGAAGAACUAGAAAAAUGGAAGGAAAAGCUGGAUAAAAUUGAGAAGCAAAAGUCUGAAAUCCUUCUUUCAAAACUUGACCUUGAUGAGCAAAGAAAAAUGAAGCAAAAGGCUCUGGCAGAUCUACUAGCUCAAAGUAAUAAGCAGGCAACUGAAAGAAAGAAGAUACAGAAGAACCAACAGGAGCAACUUUUCUUAAUAUAUGAGCAAAAUAAUAAGCUGAAAAAGGAAAUUGAAGUCCUUAAGAUGAAUCUAGCAACAAAGAAAGUGAAACGUGAAGAACUUAGAAGGAGUUUUUCGCUUCAGCAAUGCCUACUUAAAAAGAAAAUGAAGUUUGUGCACCUAGAGGAGGCCAAGGAUGAAGAUGACUGCGCAAACAUGUCCUGCUGUUUUCACCUAGCUACAAAAAUCCCAUUCACAGUGAACCAAGGAGAGGCUCUCAUUCAGUUUGAAGAAGAAUCUGUUGCUCAGCAGCUGAUUAGAAAACAUAACCAUAUCAUCAACCUGGAAAAUAAGGAGGUUGCUUUGAAAGCCUUCCCUGUUGCUUUGGCGAUGGGAACAGCAUUUAAGAUCCAUGUUAAGCUCUCUCAAAAGGAGAUUUAUGUUUCUAACAUCCCAAACGUAAACAUUGCUAAGGAAUGGAUGAGAGAGAAAUUGGAGCUCCUUUUCUACAAAUCGAAACUGGGUGAAAUUCAGUCGAUAUUAUAUGAUUCAUCCCUACAAGAGGCCAUUGUUACCUUUUGUCAGCCUAUAGCUCUUAAUAAAAUAAUAAGUUAUGGACAAUACAGUAUCAAUGUGUUUGGAAGGACUCAUUUUCUCACUGUUUCACCCCUCAGAAAAAGCAAUGUGGAAAAAGUUCAGAUGUUUUCAGGGACUUCCAGUAAAGCUGUACUCUUAAUAGGAAUCGUUGCAGAACAGAAAGAUGAGGAGAAUGUGGAAGACAUGAUUGAAAUUCACUUCCAGAAACCCAGCAAUGGAGGAGGUGAAGUGGAUCGAGUGACCUAUAUUCCCAAAGGAACGAAAACUGCCUAUUUUGAGAUAGAUAAAGCGGAUUUUAUAUGAGAGCCUUGAAGACGUGGACCAGGGGUCUUAAAUUUGCCAAGUUUGGAGGCCUCUGAUGGAGACUGUCUCAGCUUCCUAUUAUGCCAAGAGUUUAAUCAUUGAAUACUAAACCUGCAGUUGUUUACGAGCGAAGCUGCUUCUAACAAAAGCUUUGAACACCCUUGUUAAAAGUCUCCUUGUUUGAGUAGUUUUUUUUUAAAAUGUUGAAAUCAUGAGACUUAAUUUGUGAUCUAAUCACAACUCACACCAGUGCUUAUAACGCAAAUACUCAAUACCAACUGCAUUUGGCAUAAUUGUAGGAACUGGCUGAGAUGGUAAAAGUACUACUUUGAUUAAAGAAAAGAGUUGUUUGUUUUUACAUGGAAAUCAUUUUGGACUUUUUGCUACAAACUAAAAUAUUUAAUUUUAGGAUUUGAUGAUUAGAAAUAUUCAUGAUUAUAUGAAUACCGAGUUUGAAAUUUAAAACAAAAGGUUGAUGCAUUUUAUAUCUGUAACUACUGAAGAAAGAAGCUAUUUUUUUCUCACCUUUUUAUUCCUUUGCACCUUCUCUUCCCUUAUCUUUUUCCUUAGUAUUUUUUUGGUUGGUUGGUUUUUACAUUUUAUCUUUUUAUAGAAAUUUAAUACAGCAAAAAAAAAACCACAAUGGCUUAUACUGUAACCAUGAUUGUUUCUAUUAGAAGCCCAGAAUUGUAUAAUCUCCA